This is a messenger RNA of Culex quinquefasciatus (southern house mosquito), 2011 nucleotides long. RefSeq names its product protein arginine N-methyltransferase 1 (gene Art1). The transcript is spliced from 4 exons. Lineage: Eukaryota; Metazoa; Arthropoda; Insecta; Diptera; Culicidae. Gene Ontology annotation, molecular function: protein-arginine N-methyltransferase activity. The record is from RefSeq and is a predicted model, not a curated record. Bases 344 to 1501 code for a protein of 385 amino acids. Gene Ontology annotation, biological process: peptidyl-arginine methylation. Gene Ontology annotation, cellular component: nucleus.
GCUUGUUCGAUUUUUGCGGCGUUUUUUUUUUGUUCACCUUCGGCCAUCCCUCCAACCAAGUGUGUUCCUCACGCGCGCGGCAGCCAUUCUCGUGGUUCGGACAAGUUACUACUUAUUAACGUCGCCAAGCGAUUCCUAGGCAGCGCUUCCAGCUGGUGGUGAACCAGGUUCCGCGAAGUCACUUCCGGACCGAGUUGAUCUGUGAUUUCAAGUCGAUUUUUCCGGGGUGUGGAAAACGAGUUGCGAAAUUUUCGCCUGCUCCAGAAGGCCGAGGAGAGGAACAAAGCCCGAGCAGCCAACUUGGAUUGUGUUGUAAAAGAAGCAGCUUUUUGUGCUAGGAAAAAUGGCCACCACAGACGUUAACAUGGAGACGGCGGAGAGCAGCAGCAGCAGCACCAUCAAACCAAUCGCGUCCAAAAAGGGUCAACAGCAGAACGCCACCAGCCCGAACGGCAACAGCGCUGCGGACGGCGCUGUCGACGAUAACGGCGACCUGGCGACCAACGCCGAGGACAUGACCUCGCGGGACUACUACUUCGACUCGUACGCCCACUUUGGCAUCCACGAGGAGAUGCUGAAGGACGAGGUGCGCACGCUGACGUACCGGAACGCGAUGUACCACAACAAGCACCUGUUCAAGGGCAAGACGGUGCUGGACAUUGGCUGCGGCACCGGCAUUCUGUCGAUGUUUGCGGCGAAGGCGGGCGCCGCGCGGGUCAUCGCCGUCGAGUGCUCCAACAUUAUCGACUACGCGCAGAAGAUCAUCGAGGCGAACCACCUGGACGAGGUGAUUACGCUGGUGAAGGGCAAGGUCGAGGAGAUUGAGCUGCCGCACGGGAUCGACAAGGUGGACAUUAUUAUUUCCGAGUGGAUGGGGUACUGUUUAUUCUACGAGUCGAUGCUGGACACGGUGUUAUACGCGCGGGACAAGUGGCUCAGACCCAACACCGGUAUGAUGUUCCCGGAUCGGUGCACGCUGUUUGUGUCGGCGAUCGAGGACCGUCAGUACAAGGACGAGAAGAUCAACUGGUGGGAUAACGUGUACGGGUUCAACAUGAGCGCGAUCCGGAAGGUUGCCAUCAGCGAACCGCUCGUGGACGUCGUCGACCCGAAGCAGAUCGUAACGAGCUCGUACAUGAUCAAGGAGAUCGACCUGUACACGGUCCAGAAGCAGGACCUGGACUUUGAGUCACCGUUCCACCUGUUGGUCAAGCGGAACGACUUCAUCCAGGCGCUGAUCACGUACUUCAACGUGGAGUUCACCAAGUGUCACCAGCGGCUAGGCUUCAGCACCUCGCCCGAAUCGCCGUACACGCAUUGGAAGCAGACGGUGUUCUACUUUGACGAGUAUCUGACGGUGAAGAAGGGCGAGGAGAUCUACGGCAUGUUCAAGAUGAAGCCGAACGCGCGCAACAACCGCGAUCUGGACUUUAUGAUCGACCUGCACUUCAAGGGCGAGCUGUCCCAGGUCAACGAGAAGAACCACUACCGGAUGCGUUAACUUCCGGAAGUAAAAAACGACGACCCUAUUUUGACUACCCUUGGACAAAAACGCAGAACAACACUCAUGAAACCCUACCAGCGGAGAGACCAACCUCGAAGGUGGACAAUUUUUAAGCGUAAUAUCUAGUAAUAAAGUCAUACACAAUUUAAAAUGAACAACAAAGCCAACAAAAUGAUGCGCGCGAACGUUUCUUGGUCGAACUAAGAUAUCUUAUCAAGCAGCCAAUCCGACCCACACAAACACAUACACACGCAUACACUGUGAUGAAACUCGAAAAGAAUCGACAUUCAUGAAAUAAACAAAAAAACAUAUUGUAUUGACAAACUGCAUUAAAGAACCCCCAAACUAAAAAAUACCCAAAUACCAGUGGCGCGCCGAAUACCGGAAGUGAGGCGAGUUAAACAUAUUAAAAGAAAAAAUAACAAAAUAAUUGUGACGGAAGCAAAGUGUCGGCAAAUACACAAAAACACACAAACCUACAAUCUACCAUUACACAGACAAACAAAU